Messenger RNA from Lymnaea stagnalis (great pond snail), 2860 nucleotides. The record is from the annotation of a GenBank genome assembly. NCBI's taxonomy places the organism in Eukaryota, Metazoa, Mollusca, Gastropoda, Lymnaeidae.
AAAGGUUUUGGAAUCUGAUCACCAAGGUGCUAUUCAAUGUUCAACCCAGCGGUGGGAAGCACCCAGCACAGAGGAACAGUGCCAGAACCGAUACUCUCAAAACGGAACAGAACGAAAAGGAAUGGAUGAGUUAUAAUAAUUCGGAGCACGUUUCUAAGUAAGUUGAAGUAGUUGUUUAUUAUUAUUAUUAAAAUUGUAUCAUUAGGCUAAUGUAAUUAUUAAAUUUACUUUUUUUUUCAAGGUAUGGUUGGAGGAGAAUAGGAAACAUGGAGAUAGUCAGAGUAGUAAAGGUGGGGUUGGGUGGAGAAUGGGAGAACAUGGAUGUAGCAAAGACGGGUGUAGGGCUGGGUAGAGAAUUGGGAAGAUAGGGGUAAGAAAAGUGUGGGGGGUGGUUGAAGAAUUGUAGAACAUGGAGGUAGGAAGGGCGGGGCUGGGUAAAUAAUAGGGAACUUGGAGCUAGGAAAAUUAAAGAAGUGAAGGUAUACAUCUCGCGUCAUUCAUCUAUAUAUAUAAUUCCCCAAAAAAGGUCAAACACCACUACGCAGGCUGUAUAUAGAUACUCCAGAGUGUAGUUAAAUAAUGAGUUCACUAGCACGCAAAAUAUAAUUCCCGAUAACUACGCUAAAUGACAUAUAUAUAUAUAUAUAUAUAAUAACGCAAUUGACUUUGGUGCGUAAUAUUUUCUUUUCGGAAAUGAAAUCGUCUCAAUUUAAGAAUUGUGUACAAAAUAUUCGGUUUAAAAGUGGUUGGGACAUGAGAAUAUUAAUAUAGUUCAUGAGAGUGAAAUAAAAAGUGUGCAGUGACGUGUCAUGGGGGAAGGGGUGUAGCAAAUAUUGGAAUUUUCAAAUGUGCGUUACUUGAGUUCAUGUUUUGUCAAGUAACUUUACUAGAUGGGAAGUUCACGCCGCCAAUGUUUGGUGGGCUCUAUCUAGUAAACCAUAAUAGGUCAGAGAAAUUGUUGAACUUAAUGGUGAUAUCGACCGAUGGAUUGAGUGUGUUGAAUUAAAGAAUAAAAAAAAAGCCUAUCUAAUGAGUACUAUCGAAAUUUGAGUCAGUAAACUAUGUACAUCAUGUGUCGUUGCAUAUUGAGCUUGACCUGUAACAAAAUAAAAUGAGUAAAACAGAGUAUGGUUAAACCUGACAAAUUAAACGUAACAAAACAGCGAACGUGUCGGCAGAAAGCCUUCGUCAGCGAACAAAACAACAGAAAAAACGUUAUAAAAAUAAGAAAUAGCACUUAGCUGGUAAGUAGUAUCUGUGGGCACACUUCUAUUGCUGCCCACAGAUACUACUUACCAGCUAAGUGCUAUUUCUUAUUUUUAUAACGUUUUUUCUGUUGUUUUGUUCGCUGACGAAGGCUUUCUGCCGACACGUUCGCUGUUUUGUUUAGAUACUACUUACCAGCUAAGUGCUAUUUCUUAUUUUUAUAACGUUUUUUCUGUUGUUUUGUUCGCUGACGAAGGCUUUCUGCCGACACGUUCGCUGUUUUGUUACGUUUAAUUUUUCAGGUUUAACCAUACUCUGUUUUACUCAUUUUAUUUUGUACUAACCUGAUUGCAGUCUCUCCCCUUAUUACCCCUUGACCUGUAACAAUAGUUUUUCUCUUUUUGUCUCCCCUCCGUCAGUUCCCUUUCGUCACGCGAACUCACGCCAGUUAUUACCCAUGUUUACAACAUACAGCACGCAGAGACUGUAGCUUCUGACUGUCAGGUCAUAACAGGUCACGUUCUUUACCACACGCGAAAUAUUCACUGGUCAUGUGGACGGAAGGACACGAUGAAACCACCAACAGUAGCUUACACGAAAGAGAAGGGGAAGAUGGACGGCGACAACAAAAGACGGACAACCCCUUCAACCCGUCAGAUAAAACAAAUGAGCGGCGACAACAGCAGGCCGACAACCCCUUCAACCAGUCAGAUAAAACAAAUGGGCGGCGACAACAGCACACGGACAACCCCUUCAACCAGUCAGAUAAAACAAAUGGGCGGCGACAACAGCACACGGACAACCCCUUCAACCAGUCAGAUAAAACAAAUGGGCGGCGACAACAGCACACGGACAACCCCUUCAACCAGUCAGAUAAAACAAAUGGGCGGCGACAACAGCACACGGACAACCCCUUCAACCAGUCAGAUAAAACAAAUGGGCGGCGACAACAGCACACGGACAACCCCUUCAACCAGUCAGGCAAACCUAAGACACCAAAAGGUCCCAUUACAAGACUUAGUAAAAGAGUGUGAAGUGGUUGACUCCGCUCAUCAAAGAAGAGACAAUAUAACAAAAGGAAAAGAACGGGGGAAGAAACGCAUGAGAGUCGUUAGUUCGGUGGCAGACGUGCAUGAACUGAAUGGAAAUGAAUGUACUGUUCAUAAGAAGAGACGAACAUAUGUAAAGCAGUUGUUAUAGCACGUGUGUUGACCUAAUUUUGCUUCAACGUAGAGCUGUAACGUUCAGCACUUAUCUCCCCCAUUUUUGUUUUGAUGCUGACAUCACAGAUUAAUUGUGUAGCGCUCUAACACUACCCACCCCUCCCUUGAUUGGAAAAAGUUUGUUUACGUUCAAAUUUGUUUCAAAACGAAAGGUAGAGUGAAUAAGCGUGGGGGAUGCAAUUUUCAAAAAAUUAUUUUCUGGAGGGCUCUAAUUCCCCCCCCUCCCCCCAACCCGCCUUUUAAUAAGUUGACAGCUUUCCCAGCAUGGACCAGAUUUGCGAGUUUUCCUUGACACGAGACAGAUUACGAGACUUAUCAAACUUACAGGAGCCCUACAAGACUUAUUAGAUUUUUCCUUGUGAGAGUGUGGAUUAAAAUUCUAGUAUUCUACUUGUUUAAUUUGCUGUGCUGUAAGGUUAUCUAGUUUUUAC